UCAUAUCAUAAAACUUCCCUUAUUUGUUUCUUUCUUCUCUUUCUUAUAUUAUAUAUUUAGUAUCUUUCCAAAAAUGGUGCUUGCUGGUAAACUUAUCACUGAACUUGGGAUCAAAACACCCGGUGAGAAGUUCUUCCAACUAUUUGCAACUCAACUUCACGAAGUGCAAAACGUUGUUGAAAGAUGUCAUCAUACCAAGCUUCAUGAAGGUGAAGAUUGGCAUCACAGUGAUUCGGUUAAACACUGGACUUAUGUCAUGGAUGGCAAGGUACACACAUGCAAUGAGCAGGUUGAAGAAGUUGAUGAGCAGAACAAAAAAAUCACUUUCAAGCUGUUUGGUGGAGAUAUUGAAAACUACAAGGUCUUUAAGCUCAUCUUAGAAGUGCUUAACAAGGCAGAUGGAAGUUCUGCUGUUAGAUGGACUAUUGAUUAUGAGAAGAACAAUGAGGAAGUUGAGACUCCAAAUGGCUGGAUGGACUACCUUAGCAAAGGGACCAGAGAUAUUGAUGGUCAUCUUGUUAAGGGGGAAAAAGUAGAUGGACUAUAAGUCAUGAAGAUAUUAUAUUAAAUAAGGACUUAUGGUCCAAUGGGGUUGGCUUUUGGGCACACAACUGUUUAGUGUGAUGUUUGUAUUCAAUAAAUGUGGCAGUGAUGUCUUAAAAGUGUGUAUUGUAUUGUGUGUGAUGCAAAUAAAUGGAUGUUUGUAUGCUUUGCAGUUUAUGCACUGCGAUAAUUACAUAAAAAAUAGAAUUACAUCGGUAA
Messenger RNA from Medicago truncatula (barrel medic), 762 nucleotides. RefSeq names its product MLP-like protein 28. The record is from RefSeq and is a predicted model, not a curated record. Gene Ontology annotation, biological process: defense response. Lineage: Eukaryota; Viridiplantae; Streptophyta; Magnoliopsida; Fabales; Fabaceae. The coding region runs from base 74 to 547 and encodes 157 amino acids. The transcript has 2 exons.